Sander lucioperca (pikeperch) is the source of this 760-nucleotide messenger RNA. RefSeq lists its product as uncharacterized. Bases 25 to 627 code for a protein of 200 amino acids. The record is from RefSeq and is a predicted model, not a curated record. The transcript has 4 exons. Lineage: Eukaryota; Metazoa; Chordata; Actinopteri; Perciformes; Percidae.
GAAGUCAUCAGCGAUCAUUCUGAGAUGGCACUCAACAAGAUCUUUCGUAGCAUGGAAGACCUUCAGUUAUCAGAGGAGGUGACUAAAAGCUGCAAUGAGGUCCAGGCUGCUGGAGAAGCAUCUUUGAUACCAAUGACUCUGCCAGACACACAGUCAACUCCACCACCUACAUAUGCAAUCAUAUUUGAUAAUCUGGACUUCUUCAUCCGCACUCACCACCAGUCCACCAUCCACAAUAAUCAAAGCAUACAUUGGAUACAUCACAUUGCCGUACAAGACAGGAUCCCCACAUACCACCUCAAUAACAAACCGAUUCAAGACCUCUUGGAGUAUAACCUUGGGAAAUCUCUUCCUGGACUUGUAACUCAGACAUACAUGCGACGAGAGUUCAUUGUCAUUGGGAGCAGAAUGUUAACAAAGUACUUCUCAGUGUUGAAACCAUUCUCGGACAUUGUGGUGCAUCACAUUCCCCAUGACUACACUGGUGAAAUGGCACAACGCUCCAUAGAUUACCCCUUGGGACUUCUCUUCAAGGAUGAGAACAAAACUGCGGACCUCAUGGAUGUACUUCGCCACCUUCAGAAUGGUAUGUGCCGAAUGGCCCAGAUGGCAUCUCCAAUCUUUUAGUCGGUGGUGACUGGCUGACAGAGGAGAACUGCCGAAAUAUUCAGUGGGCCUUUGCUGAUGGUGAAACAAAGCAAGACCGACUGGAAGGCAUGGUCUUCAAAUUCGAGGACUGGCAUGCAAUCCGAGUAUUGUU